This is a messenger RNA of Urocitellus parryii (Arctic ground squirrel), 1125 nucleotides long. It is a transcript of the gene Actbl2, whose product is annotated as actin beta like 2. Lineage: Eukaryota; Metazoa; Chordata; Mammalia; Rodentia; Sciuridae. The record is from RefSeq and is a predicted model, not a curated record.
AUGAUUGAUGACGAGUUGUCUGCCUUGGUGGUGGAUAAUGGAUCAGGGAUGUGCAAGGCAGGCUUUGGGGGUGACGAUGCCCCCCGGGCUGUGUUCCCCUCCAUGGUAGGGCGUCCCCGGCACCAGGGGGUUAUGGUAGGCAUGGGCCAGAAGGACUGCUAUGUGGGAGAUGAGGCCCAGAGCAAGAGAGGCAUCCUGACUCUGAAGUAUCCUAUUGAGCAUGGAGUAGUCACCAACUGGGACGAUAUGGAAAAGAUCUGGUACCACACCUUCUACAAUGAGCUCCGCGUGGCUCCAGAUGAGCAUCCCAUUCUUCUCACUGAGGCACCCCUCAACCCCAAGAUCAACCGGGAAAAGAUGACUCAGAUCAUGUUCGAGGCCUUCAACACACCUGCCAUGUAUGUGGCUAUCCAAGCCGUGCUGUCCCUCUAUGCCUCRGGACGGACCACAGGUAUCGUGAUGGAUUCUGGGGACGGGGUGACUCACACUGUGCCCAUCUAUGAAGGUUAUGCCCUUCCCCAUGCCAUUCUACGCCUGGAUCUGGCAGGUAGAGACCUGACUGAUUUCCUCAUGAAGAUCCUGACAGAAAGAGGCUAUAACUUCACCACGACAGCCGAGCGGGAGAUUGUGCGGGAUGUCAAAGAGAAGCUGUGCUAUGUGGCCCUGGACUUUGAGCAGGAGAUGGUCAGUGCAGCUGCAUCUUCUUCGCUUGAAAGAAGCUAUGAGCUUCCUGAUGGGCAGGUGAUCACCAUUGGGAAUGAACGCUUUCGGUGCCCUGAAGCCAUUUUCCAGCCUUCCUUUCUGGGCAUUGAGUCCAGUGGGAUCCAUGAAACAACCUUCAACUCUAUCAUGAAAUGUGAUGUGGACAUCCGUAAGGAUCUCUAUGCCAACACUGUGCUGUCUGGUGGCUCCACCAUUUAUCCAGGCAUCACUGACAGGAUGCAGAAUCACAGCCUGGCACCCAGCACCAUGAAAAUCAAGAUCAUAGCUCCCCCAGAACGGAAGUAUUCUGUUUGGAUUGGGGGCUCCAUCCUGGCCAGCCUGUCCACAUUCCAGCAGAUGUGGAUCAGUAAGCAAGAAUAUGAUGAAGCUGGUCCUCCUAUUGUCCAUAGGAAAUGCUUCUGA